Molecule: messenger RNA, 1607 nt
Organism: Cydia strobilella
Lineage: Eukaryota; Metazoa; Arthropoda; Insecta; Lepidoptera; Tortricidae
Exons: 5
Coding region: 173-952 (259 amino acids)
Source: RefSeq, a predicted model, not a curated record
UAAACACCAUUUGCGCGCGGUUUCUCUAAGGAGCCAUUCGGCGUCCGCGUCAAACGAGAAAAACACGCACCAUAGCUAAUAGAGAAUACAAAUCAAAUUUCGAACGUUCGCGUUCUAAAUUUGAAAAUUUAUUUGUAUUUCUUUUAUUUUAAGGCGUUUUUAAGGGUUUAAAAUGAGGAGCGGGUGGCCAGUGUUGGUGGUGUACGUGUUUGUGUGCCUUCAGUGCAGUUUGCAGUUGAUACCAUUACCGGACUUCAUCCAUCCCUGCUCCGAACUAUCAGACGAAUGCUUUACUCAAGCCACACUGGAUGCCAUCCCUGGGCUGGUGAAGGGCAUCCCGGAGGCCAACAUCCCGUCCCUGGACCCACUGUACCUGGACAAGAACAUUAGCAUGAACCUGCCCGGCAACGUCAAGAUGACCUUCCAUAAUGGCAGGCUGAUCGGGCUCAGUACGUGCGUGCCGCUUAAAGUUUCGUCCCGCCGGGAGACCCGCAAGUUCAUCUUCGAUAUCCGCUGCAACUUCACCAUCAAGGGCCACUAUAGUCUGCAGGGCAGGAUCCUUCUCUUCAACCUCGACACCGACGGCAACGCCAAGAUCAAAAUAUGGAACCAACGUAUCCGCCUGGAGGUUUUGGAAAAGGUUGUGAUGGACAAAACUACGGGCGAGGGGCACUACAAGAUUAACUCUUACAAGUACAAAGCUGACUACGGCACCGACCUCAAGCUCAACCUCACAAACUUAUUCCGAGGAAGCGCUGAAAUCAGUGCAAACAUCCUGCAAGUCCUGAACCAGAACUCGCAGCUGGUGGCGCAGGAGUUCGGCGCCCCGAUCCUCGAGUACGCCAUCGACUACGCCAUGAACGUGACGCAGCGCUUCUUCAGCGCUUACACUUACCAGCAGAUCUCCAACGUACCUAUUACGCCUGAAUUCUUUGAGAAGGAAAAGAAAUAAAGUAAUAAAAAGGCUAGCAUUAUAAACCUACUACAUAUUUACACGAGCAGAGGUACAAAAUGUUUGGCCGAAAAUACCACACGGCACCUUAAGCAGACAAAUUUGGCGAACAGACUCGCAUGUAAAAACGGAGUUUCUAAAAUGUUCUGUGUAAUAUUUUGGGGUAGUAAGAAUUUAAAUCUUGUAGUUUGUUAUUCCUUCUACAAUAUUUUUGCUGAUGCUUGGAGUCAAUUACGAAAUCUAUGUUCAACGAAUUUUGGUUACCUAUUAUUUCGAACUGGCUAGGAACAUGCACAUGAAAAAUUAUUGAUUACUAAAUCGGAAAGAAUUUAUAUCUAAGAUGUACGUGUAUAGGUACUCGUAUCUUUAAAUUCCCUUUUCUUUUAUUCGUUUAUCAGGUGUUUUCGUAACCUAUGAAGAAGGCUCAAUUUGUUUUACUUCAACGACGAGCUAAUUCGCUAUGUAUGUCUAGCCUAGGUUUCUACUUAUACAGUGUUUGUGUGAUAUUUUAGUUUUUUGCUAAUAUAAUUUAUUUUUAUUUUGUUUUUAUACUUUGGGGUACAAUGCAGUGGUUUGAAAACAACCGACUGCUUUUUGAUACGAUUGUUUAUAAACUGGUAAUUUAUUUUACAUUUUGAAUACAUAUUUUAGUAUA